CUCUGGGCUGCUGUGCUGGACCCUCCUCUCAGCUCCAUGCUUUGUUGUUGACUGAAAUCAAAGAUGGCGUCUGGCGUCGCUUAAAUUGAGGGAUCGGCGAAGAGAUGUCAAGCAUGGAGGGAGAGAUGGGCCUGGUGGCUGGGCGCAGUCAAAGGGAGAAAAAGCGUUCAUAUAAAGAUUUGUUGAGAGAGGAAGAAGAAAUUGCUGCGCAGGUGUGCAAAACUUCCAAGAAACAGCCUAAGGUAGAAAUGGCAUUUGGAAUAAAGGGGUCUUGAUGGGACCAUGACUUUCUCCCCUUCACUCCAUUUGGCCUCUACUGUUGUAGUGACUCUGAAUUGUUUUCAAUGGGGGGAGAUUCACAUAAGAAAAAGAAAAAGCAUUCUGAUGACUGCUAUUACAGAGACCACCAUGGCUCUGGUCCUCCUCCUCAUAAGAAGAAGCGCAAGUCUUCAGACCGCUCACCCUCACUCUCCUCUUCAUCCUCCUCUCAGCCUCCACACUCCACAGACACUGCUAUGGGCCUCUUGCAGGCCAUCACCUCCCCUAUGGCCACAGGCUCAGAUCCCAGCCCCCACCUGCACAAGAAACCCUCCUACCCUCCUCACUCCUCACUCUCCUCCUCUAAAGACCGUAAGCGUGAAGGCAGCUCCAAGAGCAGCCACUCCUCCUUCUCUCAUUCCCACUCCCGGCCCCCUGGCUCAUCUUCCUCAUCAUCCAAGAAGCACUCUUCGUCGUCCUCUUCCUCUUCUUCCAAGUCGUCCUUGUUCCAUGGCGGUGCAGGCAGGGGUGAGCCGCUCACUCUCAGAGAGGCUGAGGGGCUGAAGAUGAAGCUCAUCCUUUCACCCAAAGAAAGGAAUGAGGGAGGAGGGCCGAAUGAGGGGUUCCCCUUCCCUCCGCACUUGUCAUCCUCCUCGGGGACCACAGGACAUCACUCGUCCUCCAGCGUGAAAAAAGCAGGGAUGAAGAAGGAGAAGGAAAGGGACCGAAUGACGUCAUCCAAGCUGCCGAAAAAGAAGCAGCACAGCCGAGAGCCGCUGCCUGUGGUGGGGAAAGAAGUGGAAGUGGAAGGGCACUAUGGUGGGUCUUUAGGAGGACUGGGAGGCAAUAGUUCAUCCUCAGGAGGAGAGCUAGAGGCAGGUGAACUAGUCAUUGAUGAUUCUUACACACAUCUCUCCAAAAAGAAGAAAAAGAGCAAGAAGAGCAAAAAGAAAAAGGAGAAAGAGAAAGACAGGGACAAGGACAAAAGCUCAAAGGAGAAGAAGCACAGCAAAGGAGGAAGUUCGGGAAAGAAAGGAUUUACAGGGGACCUGUCCAAAAGCCACUCCCAUUCCCACAGCUCGUCCAAUCACAGCACUUCAGGAGGGAUGUACGCCAUGGCGCCUCCAAUCCAUUCUCAUCAUCAUCAUCAUCAGAGCAGUGACCACAUGGUUGAGAAGAAGAAAAAGAAAGAGGAGAAGGACAGGGACAAGCAUGACAAAGAUAAGCCAAAGAAGAAGAGUAUGACAGCGUACCAGGUGUUCUGUAAAGAGUACAGGCUCAAUAUAAACGCAGAACAGCCCGGGCUCGUAUUUGGGGAGCUGAGCAAGAGACUUGCAGAGAUUUGGAAACAAUUGCCUGAAAAAGAAAAGCAGGUGUGGAAGCAAAAAGCCCAGUAUCUUCAGCAUAAACAGAAUAAAGCUGAGGCCACCACAGUCAGGCAGAAGAGCUCCUUGUUGGACAGCAAAAGCAAAAUCUCCAGUAAGGCUGUGGGGUUAGGAUCAGGCUUGACCUCUGCAGGUCGCUCUUCUCUGGGCAUGGCUCUGUCACCGGUGCGUGUUCCAGAGGUGGAUCCCAUCGAUGCCGCUGCCCAUCUGCAGCUGCUGGGAGAGUCCCUCUCGCUCAUUGGACACCGGCUACAAGAGACAGAGGGAAUGGUGGCAGUGUCCGGCAGUCUUUCUGUUCUUCUGGACUCCAUACUGUGUGCACUUGGUCCGUUAACCUGCCUCACUGCCCAGGUGCCCCAGCUCAACGGCUGUCCCCGCAGCGUCCUGUCAAACACCCUAGACAACAUAGCUUACAUAAUGCCUGGACUAUGAGUUCUCACACCACUGGCCAGAAUGCUGUACCCCAACUGCACUUCAUGAGAAACUGACCUCACUCAUCAUGCAAGACCUUUUUUUUAGGGGUACUAAACAAAAUAGAACCAGAGGAUUUUUAUCUGUUCCCCCUUAAAA
Colossoma macropomum (tambaqui) is the source of this 2213-nucleotide messenger RNA. RefSeq names its product HMG box domain containing 4a (gene hmgxb4a). The coding region runs from base 345 to 2075 and encodes 576 amino acids. The transcript is spliced from 13 exons. NCBI's taxonomy places the organism in Eukaryota, Metazoa, Chordata, Actinopteri, Characiformes, Serrasalmidae. The record is from RefSeq and is a predicted model, not a curated record.